GUUGUCUCGUAUGGAGUCUUCAGCGAUUGUAACUUUCCUGCAGCACAUACGAUAGAUAACAGUUUGAAAUUCUGCGUUGUAAAGAUGGGUUUCAAGGUUAUUCGUGAGGUACUGCUGCAGCUUCUUCAGGAAAACAUUCCAGGAGAUUCCCAUCCCAUACUAUGUUUGGCAAAAACUGAUCAAGAGCGCUUGAAGGCUAAAAAGCAUCGUGAUGGUAUUGAUGAUGAGGAUGAAGGUUCUCUGAUCACUGUUGAGAAAAAAAAGAGACGUAUUUGGCUUAGACAAGCAUAUGUAUCACCGAUCGCGUUUGCAGGAAUUCAGCGUAAUACGAGUGGCAAAGCUACUCAUGAUGUAUCAUCCCAAGAAUACUUGUCCGAGUUUGGACGAGAAAAGCGCUUACGCUGUCAAGCCACUAGAGGAACAGUCGCCCUAUUCAAUGCUGUCAAGCAACAUCAAAGCAACAUAGGAAAACAGAUUCAGGGGUCAAAAUCGGGUUUUGAAGAGGAGAGAAUCUUAACGCAAAUCACAACUACAGAUUUUUUAGACCGACUUUCUGCUGGAAUAAGCAGUUCUAAGGUAUCUAAAAACCAAUGAAAGCAAUCCAGUAUUUUGUACAGUAAUUUUCAAUAAAACAAUACACAUUAUGCUUCUACUAACCCUCACUUUGCUCUAAUAAUUUAAACUGUAGGUUUCGAAUGUUGACCAAUAUUUUCCAUGCUUGUUUUGUGAUAGUUUCUUUCUGCCUAUAUGUUCUGUUGCAGACUUCAUUUAUCAGAGCUCGUAUUGUCAAAGGUGCUUUGUGUGGCACCAUCAUUAGAUCAUUAGAGUCAUCCACCAGUAAUAUCUAGGAUGUGUAAGCUAUUUGUACGGGUUGUCCUUUUUAUUCACUUUUCCAUCAUUGGGUCGUCUGAGUUAUU
Messenger RNA from Schistosoma turkestanicum, 917 nucleotides. The record is from the annotation of a GenBank genome assembly. NCBI's taxonomy places the organism in Eukaryota, Metazoa, Platyhelminthes, Trematoda, Strigeidida, Schistosomatidae.